Messenger RNA from Cydia pomonella (codling moth), 709 nucleotides. RefSeq lists its product as uncharacterized. NCBI's taxonomy places the organism in Eukaryota, Metazoa, Arthropoda, Insecta, Lepidoptera, Tortricidae. The record is from RefSeq and is a predicted model, not a curated record. The transcript has 2 exons. The coding region runs from base 101 to 568 and encodes 155 amino acids.
AGAUAGAGAAGAACAGUGUAAACAAACAUCAUCUUACGACGAAAGCGCAGAAGAACCUCUGCAACUUCCUAAUCUACCCCGUUCGUCACGCAGAGAUGACAUGACGGUGGAUUCCGUCAACGAUGUUGCCGAAUCCGAGUCUCUUUCUGAGCAAAGAUGCACACAAGCAGUCAGAGAUAAGCCAGAAGAAGAAGUACAACCUUAUGCCUCGCCAGUAGAGGGAAGGAGUUCCUCUCAACGAAUCCUAGAGCCUAUGUAUAGUGAGUCAAACGAGCCUAAGCCUAAGUCUAUGUCCGAACCAGAACCGUUCGCGGUCGUCGACCUCGAAUCUUACGAGCACACUAAGCCAGAAUCACACAACCUGGAGGAGGUUACGCUAGGCAACGAGUCAAGACCUAAGAGAGCCGCAGCUCUUCGAGCCCUUGAGAAGAUCAAAGAAUGGACCAGCAAUCUAGUCGCCCUAUUCCUGCCUGGGUUGGGGAGUGUCGCGACGGACGCGAAAAUCCGAUGCCACAAUACUAAUUCACCUGCGGCAACACCGAACAGCGCCCUCUAUGUGGAACUGUGAUCUCGGGUGUCAUACAUUCAGCCGCCUUAAGAUAAGCGAAGCAGAUUAAGGCUCCUCUGGCCCAGGAGUUGAGGUGCAGAGAGAGUGAGGAUGAAGAGUCCCUUAUGGGAUAUGAAGGUAUGUAUGCGAUGCAUUCUACAC